CUUUAGUCACCUAGGGUGGGACAGCGGAAGCAGUGAAGGAGCAUCACCCCAUUCCGUAGAAAUAGUCGCUGUUUGCCCGCCUCCGGUUCGUUAUCAUGCCGGCCUACCAUUCCACCCUAAUGGAACCUGACACCAAACUAAUUGGUAACAUGGCAAUGCUGCCAAUAAGAACCCAGUUUAAAGGACCAGCCCCAAGAGAAACCAAAGAUACAGAUAUUAUCGAUGAAGCCAUUUAUUACUUCAAGGCUAACGUCUUUUUUAAAAAUUAUGAAAUCAAGAAUGAAGCUGACCGUACAUUAAUAUACAUCACUCUCUAUAUUUCUGAGUGUCUAAAAAAGUUGCAGAAGUGUAACUCCAAAGGACAGGGGGAAAAGGAAAUGUACACAUUGGGAAUUACAAAUUUCCCCAUCCCGGGAGAACCCGGAUUCCCUCUCAAUGCCAUGUAUGUGAAACCUUCCAACAAACAGGAAGACGAGGUGAUGAGAGCCUAUUUACAACAGCUGAGGCAAGAAACUGGAUUGAGACUUUGUGAAAAAGUGUUUGACCCUCAGACAGACAAACCAAGCAAGUGGUGGACAUGCUUUGUGAAGAAGCAGUUUAUGAACAAGUCCCUCUCCGGCCCAGGACAAUAAAUGAAGCAAGGAACAUUUAGGACAAUGUGGGCGUGAUAUCAAGUUGUUGGUUUUUCAAAUAUUUUUUACUGUGUUGUAAUAUUGAUGGUCAUUUCCAUACAGAGAGAGAAAUCCGGUUGAAUGGUGCUUAAUAAAAGCAAUUGUAAAUCCUUAA
This is a messenger RNA of Spea bombifrons (plains spadefoot toad), 786 nucleotides long. RefSeq names its product actin related protein 2/3 complex subunit 3 (gene ARPC3). Lineage: Eukaryota; Metazoa; Chordata; Amphibia; Anura; Pelobatidae. Gene Ontology annotation, molecular function: actin filament binding. The record is from RefSeq and is a predicted model, not a curated record. Bases 96 to 632 code for a protein of 178 amino acids. The transcript has 7 exons. Gene Ontology annotation, cellular component: cytoskeleton; Arp2/3 protein complex. Gene Ontology annotation, biological process: regulation of actin filament polymerization; Arp2/3 complex-mediated actin nucleation.